GCGGCGGGCCGGCUGCCGGCGGCGGGAGGCAGGCUGCGGGGAGCUGCGGGCGGACGCACGGACGGACAGACAGACACACACACACACAGACGGACCAAGAGCUCGGUCCGGCCGGGGCUCCGCUACCCGCCGCGGCCGAUCGGGCGCAGAUGGGCGGCGGUGGCAGCGGAGCGGCGGGAGCAGCAGCAGCAGCAGCAGCAGCAGCAGCGGCGGAGCGGCGGCCAAGGAGCCGGGGCUGAGCGCACCCGCGCAGCGCGGCCGCGCCAUGCGGAGCACGCCGCUGGCGGAGGGCGAGCCCUGGCCGCGCCUCUGCGCCGCGGAGCUCGGGGGGCUGCGGCGGCUGCGGCGCAAACACGGCUGCAAAAGUUUCCGCGUCGAGCUGAAAGUGCUGAGCGGCAGAAGGACGGGGCUCCGCGCUCACCCCCCGCCACCACCACCGCCGCCACCGCCCCCCGCCUCCGCCGCCCCGCCGCCCGCCUGGGAGCCGCGCGGAGCCGCGCUCGGCCCCGCCAGCGCCUUCCCCGCCGCGCCGCCGCCGCCGCCCCCCGCCGCCCGCCCGCCGCCGCCCCCCGCCGCCGCCUCCCCGCGCCCGCGGCCGGGCGAGGCGUCCGGCGUCUCGCCGGAGAUCAAAGCCCUGCAGCAGACGCGGCGGCUCUUGGCCAACGCCCGGGAGAGGACCCGCGUCCACACCAUCAGCGCCGCUUUCGAGGCGCUGCGGAAGCAGGUUCCCUGCUAUUCUUAUGGUCAAAAGUUGUCCAAACUGGCCAUCUUGAGAAUAGCCUGUAACUAUAUCCUUUCCCUGGCCAGACUAGCAGACCUGGAUUACAGUGCUGACCACAGUAACAUGAGCUUCUCUGAAUGCGUGGAGCAGUGCACUAGGACCUUACAAGCAGAAGGAAGAUCUAAAAAAAGGAAGGAGUAAUAACCAGGAAGGGAAGAUUCAGAAGAGCUUCCAGCCAGAGUUACAUCUGUUCUUGGCAGAGGUUGCAGCAUCCAGAUGAAGACUGCAAGCAGCUUUUUUGCAGAAGCCCCUUUUCAAGAUGACGAUUGGCCAAGGAACUUUCUUAAUCUCUGGAACAAAAAGGAAAAUAGGAAAAGGAAAAAAAAAAAAAAGGACAAGGAUGCUUCUUAUUGUUGUUAAGCCAGCCACCUUUUAGUACGUGCAAUUUAUUUAGCACUUUUCCCUUUGCUUAACUGGGAAAUGUUACCCUCUCAGCUCAUGUGUACAGUAAUUUUUUGUUGUUGUUGCUGUUGUGCCAAAGAUUUGAUGGAGCUUCUACACUGUGUCUUAUUUUUGCCUUAACGUUAAAUCUUUGAGCCAAAGAAAAGUCAGAGGUGCCGUUCAGAUGGUGGCAAGCAGGGCAGCCAGCUCUCGGUGACAGAUCCGAAUUUGAGUCCUUCUGCGAGUCGCUUCUUAUUUCUCCUGCCCUCACUUCCCUCUGCCUGCAGCCCUGGAGCCAGCAUCCAGUGUGGGCAAGAGCUGGGACAACACCAAGUUGUGCUUCGGCGUUCAAGGCUCCUUUCUUUGAGCUACUCCAGAGUUCUGCCUUUUGGGCAAUUUCCCGACGCUCCUGCCCGUGAGAGACAUCCAUGGGAUAGAAACACACAAAGUGAGAGUUGAAACAGGAGCUAUAGUUUCUAUUUUUUUUUUUUUUUUUAAUAAAUAAAUGCAGUUGAAAAAGCAAAA
This is a messenger RNA of Apus apus (common swift), 1687 nucleotides long. RefSeq names its product atonal bHLH transcription factor 8 (gene ATOH8). Bases 266 to 922 code for a protein of 218 amino acids. Gene Ontology annotation, molecular function: DNA-binding transcription factor activity; protein dimerization activity. The transcript has 3 exons. NCBI's taxonomy places the organism in Eukaryota, Metazoa, Chordata, Aves, Apodiformes, Apodidae. The record is from RefSeq and is a predicted model, not a curated record.